This is a messenger RNA of Zeugodacus cucurbitae (melon fly), 3800 nucleotides long. RefSeq names its product dihydroxyacetone phosphate acyltransferase (gene Dhap-at). The transcript is spliced from 6 exons. NCBI's taxonomy places the organism in Eukaryota, Metazoa, Arthropoda, Insecta, Diptera, Tephritidae. The coding region runs from base 478 to 2664 and encodes 728 amino acids. Gene Ontology annotation, biological process: ether lipid biosynthetic process. The record is from RefSeq and is a predicted model, not a curated record. Gene Ontology annotation, molecular function: glycerone-phosphate O-acyltransferase activity. Gene Ontology annotation, cellular component: mitochondrial membrane; peroxisomal membrane; peroxisome.
GGUUUGCUUUCAUGCUGUUACUAUUGUUUCUAUCGCGAAAUGGAAAACCGGAAUUCAUUGUUAGCACAAUUUACUGUCAUUGAAUUUGCAUAUGAAACAAAUAGCUGAAUGUGUAAAAUACAAACAAGUUAAGCAAACAAUUCGGACUUAAAGUAAAUUUAUAGUACCUAUAAAGAUAUAUUUAAAUAUUUAUCUAAAAUGCAAUCAAGAGUUAUAUGGAUAUUUCUAUUGGGUGGUAUUUGUUAUAUGUGCAAGAGAGUGCUUUCUUGUUAAGUUAAAAGCCUUAUAUCAUAGUUAGAAGUAUCUGAUUUGUGCUUAAAAUUUUGAGAUAUUGAGAGCGAAAACAACUAAAUAGUUUUAUAGGAAAGGUUCCUUCAUUUUCGGUAUAUACAUAUGUAGAUAUAUGUAUAGUAUAUGCAGGAACUGGUGAAUAUUCAAUAGAUCAUUUAAUUGGAAAUUAUAACUAGUCAAAACCAAAUGAAGGCGGAAAUAUCACUACCAUCUCGAGAUCCCCUAACUUCUAGGGCACCAUCUAAUGUCUCUACUUACAUGGAUGAUUUUGAGAACAUAAUCGCCAACGGUAAAGAACCGGUGAUGACCAAGGAGUAUAAACCUCAAGUGGCUAAUGAAUUCGAGCGCUAUUUGAAUCCUCAAACAUUGAAACGGCAUGUGUUUCGCAGCGAGAAAGUACGUAAAAUUAUCGAGCAUUAUGCUCAAGUAAAUAAUUGUCCAGUGAAACAUAUUGAAAAGCAAGUGAAAGAGAUAAUCGAUGAAAUUGGCUUAGAGCGUAACUUAGCGAUAAUACGAUGGUGUGGUAUGGCCAUUACAGCUAUUGCAAAACGUACCCUGUCAGGAAUUUACGUUAACGCCAAAAGUAUUCGGAGAGUUCGGGAGCAGUUGGGACGAACGCCAGUUUGCUAUUUGCCUAGUCAUAGGAGCUACAUGGAUUUUGUAUUAAUGUCAUACAUUUGUUUCUAUUAUGAUAUUGAAAUACCUGGUAUAGCGGCAGGAAUGGAUUUUCACGCAAUGUUCGGCAUGGGGACGAUGUUACGAAAAACCGGUGCAUUCUUUAUGCGACGUUCUUUCUCAAAAGAUGAGCUUUACUGGGAUAUUUUUCGCGAAUAUAUGUAUGCAUUGAUUUCCGUCUAUCACAUCGGCGUUGAAUUUUUUAUAGAGGGAACGCGCAGUCGCAACUUCAAGGCACUUGUUCCCAAAGUAGGUUUGCUAUCAAUGGCAUUAUUGCCCUACUUUACGGGCGAAGUAGCGGAUGUUACUAUUGUGCCAGUUAGCAUAUCCUACGAGCGCUUACUAGAAGAGCAAUUGUUUGUUUACGAAUUGCUUGGCGUGCCAAAACCCAAAGAAACGACAAAGGGAUUUUUUAAAGCUCUAAAAAUUAUCGACGAACGCUUUGGAAAAAUGUACUUAGAUUUCGGUACUCCAAUAUCUGUGCGCGAAUUCUUUGGACACACGGGAGCAGAUAGAAUGCAGCGUGCUACUGUAGGGGCGCAUCUGCAAAAACUGGAUAGACGCGAGUUAGAUUUGAUCAAAAAACUUGGUAAUGAGGUAAUUUACCAGCAACAGCGAGGCAUCGUUAUAAGUACAUUUAAUCUAUUGUGUUUAUAUUAUGCGAGCCAAUUGUAUGAUGAACGCUCGGUUAACAUUGACGAAUUAGCUUUUGGCAUUGCUGAGCUAAAGUGUAUUUUCGAAGAGUUGGGUGCUCAUGUGGCUACGAAUACGCAUCGCCUUAAAAUUGAAAUAAUGGAAACCGUAGAAAUACAUUCGAAUAUUGUGCAUUUUCAAAAUGCUCAAUUGCAAUUUACAGAAGUCGCUGCUGCGCAGCUCGCACAGGAGAUCGAUACUCAAAGACUGAAGGCUCAUUCGCUAUUGCCACAGAUCAUGGCAGUAGCUGUGCCCACACUGGCACUGCAGCUGUACAUAAAUCCAUGUCUGUUUUGGCUUGCGCGACCGGCAUAUCUAAUAUUGGCAGCACUGCAGUUGCAGGCGGACCAACAAAGGGGCAGGAACGAUGGAAACACAGAGUUGUUUACCACGUAUUCCGCUGUGGUAGAAAAUUUGUUACAACGGGUGACUCUGCUUGAUGAUAUUUUCAAGCACGAAUUUAUAAUUGAGUCAAAUCGAGAUAUUGAGGAGUUCGAAAGGAAUCUGCAGUUACUUUCCAAACAUGGCAUGCUAAAAAUAUCUCCACAUAACGGUCAAAUAUCAUUUAACGAAAAUGAAUCUAUGAAAGUAUUACUUUCUUCAUUGGCACCUUUUCUCUGCGUUUACUACCAAUUAGCAGUGACCGUCAAUGAGUUUCCGCUAGCCACUAGCUCUUCGCAGUCCAAUAACAAAUCUGAAUCAUUCAGCUCAAAAGAUGUUCUAAUACACAUGCAAAAGCGUAUAGAAAAGCUAAUGCAACAACAACAUGUCACCAAUGUGCAUCCUUACUGUUUAGCGCUAGAUAAUUUGAACAUUGCGUUGAACUCGUUCCAUCAAGCUGGCUAUAUACAAAAGGAGAAAGAGAGUGGAUUAAUGAAACAUGCUCCUGGUAAACCAUUACGAACACUGGAAACUGAAUUAUUACACUAUUGUCAGUUGUUGCCAUUCAAGCAAUACUACAGAGUAGCAAGUGCCCAAGUGAACUCUAUGCCAUCUAAAUUAUAACUAUUAAAACAACGUAGCAAAAGUCAACUACUUUCUCACGCCCGAAAUUGUCACGUGGCUAUUGUGUUUUUCAUAUUAGUGUUUAUUUUGCCCACACUACGUUUAGUCAUUGGCUUUUUCAUUGAGUGAUUUAUAUAGGUCUUGUACACCCUUGUUUGUUUAAUUAUCUCCUGGUUGCCACAGAUAUUUACAUAUGAUACGAAGAAUAGGUAGAGGUAGAAAAGGAGAAGCUAUAACCACAACAUAACUGAACGGCCAGCCAUAACCGGAUAAUACAGUAGCUCAUAUAUUAUGUUCUUCGUGGAAUUAUAAAAUCAUAAUUGUCUCAGUAAUUUAAAGACAUUUUCUUACAUUUAUAUAUAACACAAUAUGCAAUUUGUUAUAUAUAAAUGCGAAAAAGGGUACCUUCAUUAAAUUUUUAAUUUCUCUUAACAUUAGCCUGUUUAAAAUUUAAUUACGCACAGAAAAAUAUAUUUGUACAUCAUAGCUAAAGUUUGCAAACAUUCCAAAUUUUCCAGAGAAGUUGUAUUAUGGACACAAAAGCACAAAUCUCUACACAUGUGUAAUAUCCAUUCAUUCUUGGAUAUACAUAUGUAUCGAUAUAUAUAUAUAUAAAUCGUAUAAGUUAAGUAAAUGUUAUCUUAAAAUGCACACAACUUUUAUACCUUUGCGAAAACAUUUUCUAUAUGCCUACUUUCUAUUCAAUCAUAUCUCAUAUAUCGCAUAUUGUUUUUUUAAUGGUUGUUAAUUGUUCAAAUGGUAUUAAAGCGUAUAGUUGCUAACAAUAUACAAUAAUAAUUUUAAAUAAAUGUUUUUCCUAGGUUUAUUUUAGAUAUUUUCUAGUAAAGUUGAUGCAUUUAACCAUGUAAUCCUGAAAACUGUGAUGGUUCUCUACUCUACGAUAUAACGGUCCGUUUGGUCUUUGGUAUUUAAGUAUUUUGUUCAUAAUUGUUUGGUUACAUAUAUGUAUAAUCGCACUUCGAACUCACCUUAAAUAGUUUACAAAUAUGUGUGUGUUUAUUUGUAUACAUAUACUGACAUAUAUAAAUAGAAAUGAAACACACUUUAUUGCUAUAAUAUUAACUGGUUCAAUUACAAAUAAAAAACGCAUAUUUCGAAUUGUUUAUCACAAUCAA